Molecule: messenger RNA, 1428 nt
Organism: Torulaspora globosa
Lineage: Eukaryota; Fungi; Ascomycota; Saccharomycetes; Saccharomycetales; Saccharomycetaceae
Exons: 1
Coding region: 1-1428 (475 amino acids)
Cellular component (GO): growing cell tip; plasma membrane; cell division site
Source: RefSeq, a predicted model, not a curated record
AUGUUACCAAGAACGCGAGCUGUUUUUACCGUAAUAUGUGGGUUCCAAUUUGCAGCGAUGGCUUUUCUGGUGAUUGCGUGCAUUACUGCUCCGGUGUUUAAACAGAUAGGACUUUCCAAGUACCAGGGAACGACUUAUGGGGUGUUUGGAUAUUGUCAGUCAGAUAAGGGUUGUUCCAAGGCGGCUGCUACUUAUGAUCCUUUCGAAGUGGGCAGCGGUUCGAAUGGGGACUGGACGUUAGGAACGACUCCAAGGAAACGGUUGGGAAAGAUUCUUAUUGUGACGCCGGUUGCCGCGGGUUUGAACUUUAUUUCAUUGGUGUCGACGCUAUUGGCGUUUGCUAUUGGGUUGUUGCGCGAUUCUACUUCUGGGAUUCUGUUCACUUUGAAUUUGGCUAUGACCGCGCUGGCGUUUGCUGCGUCUGCCCUGGUGUGUGUCGUGACAUUUCUGUUAUUUUAUCCUCAUGUCACUUGGUGUUCUUGGCUGCUGAUUCCAGCAGCAGUUCUCCCUUUGAUUGCCAUUCCUCUGGUGUUCGUGGCACAUUCUUCUGGCAGAAGAGCUGGCCAUGGGGAGAGUGACGACGACUUGACGGGGAUUGUACAGCACGAUGCUAUCCUGGACAGCGAGUUUGACUCCCCAAGCAGGAAAAAUGGUUCUUACAGAGAAUUGAAUAACACAAGCGAUUCUUUGCUGGAAAAACCGCUGAUCUUGCCGUCGUAUGACAAUCUCCAUAAGCAAGAGUCGGUGGUCAGGACCGAUACCGACACUACUGCCCACUCAACUGUCGAGAAGGAUCCAUACGAGAUACAAGCGGAGACGAAGUCUCAGACGGCUUUCUCCGCCAUCAACGGUCCAAGCGGGCAGGUUCGACCACCGGUAUCGCUAUCGAUGGCUUCGUCUGAAUACUCGAAUAACUACCCUCAAAGCCAACUUCAAAAGGAGCCUCGCGACGUUUUGGAAGAUAUUAUAAAAGAUUCUCUGUCCAAGGAUGAACUGGCAGAAAGUCAUGUUCGUUCGGUGAGCGAUAAUGGUUCAGACUUCACCUCGAUCUCCCAAAGAGCUGCCCGUCAGCAGCCGGCUGGUCCCAGACCUUUCCCAUCACAACAACAGAAUAUGCCACCUAACGUGAGAUCUGCUGGUCCGGAUCCUACCGAGAUGCUUCUUCAGAACAAUCCAAACUUUCUGCACCCAAAUACUAGACGGAUGCAGCCUCCUGUUCACAACCAACAACCAAACCACUUCCCGCAGCAUCCACAUCGGCCAAGGCAUCCUAACAGCUACGGCGGAUUUCAAAAUAGCGUUCCCACACCUGUGGCGCCUUCGACGUCGACGCAUUAUAAGCCUGCGUACAAGAGGGUCGGUGCCAGAAAUAACAUGAUGCCUCCUGCCUCAUCGAUGAACGGCAAUAAUCCGUACCAGUUUAGAUAG